Hypanus sabinus (Atlantic stingray) is the source of this 402-nucleotide messenger RNA. RefSeq names its product regulating synaptic membrane exocytosis protein 4-like. Gene Ontology annotation, biological process: positive regulation of synaptic transmission; regulation of membrane potential; calcium ion-regulated exocytosis of neurotransmitter. The record is from RefSeq and is a predicted model, not a curated record. NCBI's taxonomy places the organism in Eukaryota, Metazoa, Chordata, Chondrichthyes, Myliobatiformes, Dasyatidae. The transcript has 3 exons. Gene Ontology annotation, cellular component: presynaptic membrane; cytoskeleton of presynaptic active zone. The coding region runs from base 1 to 402 and encodes 133 amino acids. Gene Ontology annotation, molecular function: transmembrane transporter binding; small GTPase binding.
AUGCACCAGCUGCUCCCAUGGUUUCACGUGACCCUGAUAGGGGCUGCUUAUAUUAAACUCUACCUUCUGGAGAACGGGGUCUGCAUUGCGAAAAAGAAGACCAAGAGUGUGCAUAAAUCUCUCGACCCGCUGUACCACCAGAUCCUGGUCUUCAGUGAGAGUCCACAGGGCAAGAUCUUGCAGGUAAUUGUGUGGGGCAACUAUGGCAGGAUGGACCGCAAGUGCUUCAUGGGGGUGGCCCAGGUCUUGCUGGAAGAGCUGGAUCUCUCGAGCUCGGCCACCGGCUGGUACAAGCUCUUCCCGACCUGCUCCAUGGUGGAGCCACCACUGGCCCCUCUGCUGCGCAAUGCCUCUCAGCUCUCCCUGGAGAGCACCAUCGGACCUUGCUGUGACCGAUCCUAG